Messenger RNA from Amphiprion ocellaris (clown anemonefish), 2653 nucleotides. It is a transcript of the gene gpaa1, whose product is annotated as glycosylphosphatidylinositol anchor attachment 1. The transcript is spliced from 13 exons. Lineage: Eukaryota; Metazoa; Chordata; Actinopteri; Pomacentridae. Gene Ontology annotation, cellular component: membrane; GPI-anchor transamidase complex. The record is from RefSeq and is a predicted model, not a curated record. Bases 134 to 1978 code for a protein of 614 amino acids. Gene Ontology annotation, biological process: attachment of GPI anchor to protein.
GCAGAAACAAGGAAGUUAACAUUUAGCAGCGGCUGCUGUGUUCUGGCCCCACCUCUGCAGGUGGAUGUGACCACUGGACAGAGGGUCCGGGGUAUCCAGACUUCAGGACAACAUUACAGAGGACGACAACAACAUGGGGCUGCUGUCUGAUCCAAACAGAAGACGGGCUUUGAUCAACCUGCUGACCCGCCUCAAUGCUCCAAUCUGCGUGGUCUGCUACAUGGCGGGUGUGGCUUGGUUCAUGGGGUUAGCAUUUGAGCCCUUCACUCUGCGGACAUACAUGUCAGAGAACGCCAUGGGGUCUACCAUGGUGGAGGAGCGCUUUCCUUCAGGAGAGAGGGCGGUGGCCACAGGCAGGGAGUUCGCAGCUCAUAAGAAGAAAGUUAGUGGGAUGCCAGUGGAAUGGCUGGUGAAGACCAUGCAGGCCCGAGGACUGGAAGUAUACACUCAGAGGUUCUCUCGCACACUACCCUUCCCUGAUGAAAACAAAGAGAGAUAUAUGGUAAAAGGCACAAAUGUAUAUGGGAUCCUUCGGGCUCCAAGAGCUCCUCGAACUGAAGCCCUGGUGCUGAGUGCCCCCUGCACCCCGGGUGAUAACAACAACCAGGCGGUGGGACUGCUACUUGGCUUGGCUCAGUACUUCAGAAAUCAGAUUUAUUGGGCCAAAGACAUCAUCUUCCUUGUGAAUGACCAUGAUCUGAUUGGUAUGCAGGCCUGGCUGGAGGGCUACCACCACACCAACACUACAGGUAUGGACUGGUCCCCAUUACAAGGCCGUGGUGGUUCAAUCCAGGCAGCCCUGUCCCUGGAGCUCAGCAGUGAUGUUGUCACCAGUAUGGACCUAGUUCUGGAAGGCCUCAAUGGCCAGUUACCCAACCUGGAUUUAGCAAACCUCUUCUAUGCCUUCUGUCAGAAGAUAGGGGUCCUCUGUACCAUCCAGGGCAAGUUGCAGAGGAAUGACUGGGACAGUGUGUCUGGCUACAGCCACGCAGUCCAGACCAUGAUGCUGAUGGUGAUGAAGCAGGCCAGUGGGCGGCCCUGGGGAGACCACGGUCUGUUCCUGCGCUACCACAUUGAGGCUGCCACCAUCAAGGGCAUCAACAGCUUCCGCCAGUACAAGACAGACGCCACCACCAUCGGCAGACUGCUGGAAGGAAUGUACCGUAAGCUGAAUAACCUCCUGGAGCGCCUACACCAGUCUUACUUCUUCUACCUCAUGCCGUCACUCUCUCACUUUGUCUCUAUCGGAUACUACAUGCCAGCCUUCGGCCUGCUUGCAGUUAUCCUCCUGCUUCGUGCCUUGGACCUGUGGGUUCAACUGGCAACUCCACCACCAACCACAGAGGAUGGUAUUGCUGACAUUGAGCAGUCCAGUCCAGGAGUGCUGUCAGUGUUGACUCCUCUGGUGAUCAGCCACCUGACUGGAGCAGCUCUGUACAUGCUGCCGAUCCGUUUUCAGGAGAUGGCUGUUGAACACUUCCCAGUGUCUGAGACUGAGGCUGUGGUCCUGACUGCUAUUGCUGUUUACACAGCAGGUCUGGCUUUGCCUCAUAACACACACAGAUUGCUGUCAGGUGAGGGCACAGAGCAGGGCUGGAGGGUGCUGAAACUGGUGGCGCUGCUGUACCUGGCUGUGCUGCUGGGUUGCACUGCCCUCAUCAAUUUCUCCUUGGGUUUCAUCUUGGCUCUCACUCUGGUGCCUGCAGCUGCCUUCGUCACCCCCCACGUGCCCAAGGUUCUGUCAGCGUUCGUCUUGGUCAUCCUCAGUCCGGCCUGCACGCUUCUUUUUUCAGUCUUUUUCUUCCAAGAGCUCCAGGAAAUGCCCGUCAGCUUCCUAGACGGUUGGUUGCUGUACCUGUCAGUCAUUUCGCAGGGCAUUCUGGAUCACUUCCUAUAUGGUUCUCUGGUCUACCCACUCAUAGCCUUGCUGGUGUACCCAUGCUGGCUGCUUUUCUGGAACAUCCUCUUCUGGAAGUAGCCUACAGAUCCACCACGGGCUUUCUAGUGUACGACCGCCCUCUGAAGCGUUCUCAGGUUUGUUUUUAUUGGGAGAAUGUGAAGAAUCAACAGUUAAAUCCACUGGAGAGUUUGGAACAUGAGGAAUAUCUACAGCUGCCUUGGAAAGAAUACAUUGAGUCAUUUUUUGGACAUUUUGUUGGUAUUAUAGUAUUUAAUCCAUCAACAUUGGCAACAUUUCUAUUCAUUUCAACAAAAUGAAUAAAUUUGUACUCAAUAUCACUUCUACGGUUAUAAAAAUGAGAAGGGAAGGUCUUUUCUCAACUACUUAUAAAUGUCAUGGUUGGGUUGCUUUAUGUAAAAACAGAAUUUGUUCAAGAAUGUCUUCAUGUAUUUCAUUUUGGUUUAUUUUUUGGUUUGUGGUACAUAUUAACAAUACUGUGCUGUAUUUUUUUCUUUAAAAAAAUCGGAUAGGACUUAAAUGAUGUAAGAUGUUUUGACAACACUAUCAUCUCACUGUCAGUGGUAUAAUGGAAGGAACUGUAGAGCUUGAUCUUCCUUUAAAGAUACCUGUAUAUCUGCGUCUGUUGAACAAGCCAUCACUACAUCUAAUAUUUUUAUACCCGCUUUGAUAACUUUGUUUUGAACCAUGUUUAUUUAUAACUGCCAAAAUAAAGCCUGAACAGUCUGACUUGUA